AUGGAUAAAAAGAAAGGAAUAGAAGAAUCCAUACUUAAGAAAGGAGGCAAACUCCAGAAGCAAAUUCAAGAAAACCUAGUUGAAGCCUCUACUGGCAGGAAAUAUCUGUUAAAUAUUUCAUUACUUUACGCAUCUGGCCUUAAGAAUAUAUCUCUAGUGGAUAAUAUUAUGAAGAGAAAUAACUUUUAAUCUAGACUAUACAAUUUUAUUUAGUAUCAGCCAAUUCCCAGAUCAAAGCAGGUUUAAUAAACUUUUAGCAAAACCUUUUAUAAAAGAAAUUUCAGAAUGCAAAUUAUUCUUUCAUAAUUUUAAACUGACCUCAAAAACAUUGUACAGAAGAAACAUUUGAAAUUAUCUCCCCUUGGUUACUAACAAGCUCUUUCUCAGCUGCAUUCUUGUCCCGAGAAAUUUCUUGAGAAAGAUUCUUCAAAUUGGGAGGCAUAUUGACAAAUUUGUCUUCCAGUACUGUUAUAUUCGUUUUGAUUAUUUCAAAUUAAGUGAUUCGAUCCACUAUUCUACCAGUACGAUCUCAAUAAUUCAAAGAUCUCCUGCUGAGAGAAAGUAUUGGGAACAAAACCCAGAAAAAGUAUCAAUCCUGUUGAGAGCCAUUUCUCAGACUGAUCUGAAGAAAUCAUUAAAGGUCUUUUCAUUUGACAUCCCUGAGCCCAAAAACUAUAUUCAAGAAUGUUCUCAAGCUUUAGGAAUACUCUCUUCAAAUCCAGAAAAUUAACAAAAUAUAGAUCUAUUUUUAAUA
Messenger RNA from Moneuplotes crassus, 754 nucleotides. The record is from the annotation of a GenBank genome assembly. NCBI's taxonomy places the organism in Eukaryota, Ciliophora, Spirotrichea, Euplotida, Euplotidae.